CAAAGCGUCACUCAUUUGAAUAAGGUGAGUGUCGUCCGCCAUUUUGAAUCCAGGUAUACUUGAUCCAACGCGGAAAAGGUUUGUUUAUGAAGACAAUUAACCUAAUGUGGACUUAAAAUAUUCGCGAGAAGAUAGGUAACCAUGUCGAUGUUAGUACGUGUGACUUUGGCGGUGUUUCUUGGCCUCUGCGCACUGUCAUGGGUCAAACCUGCUAUCGAAACUGAUGCUCCGUUUUCUUGGAUGAGACCGGACAAAUUUGACACUAUAAAUGACAUGUUUUCUUCUGUAACGGGAGAAAAUUGUCGUUCCAAACCAGCCGAACAGUUAACUCUCCCAAUGGAAACCAUAGCCCAGAUCCCAAAGUACAACAAUCUGUUGAGCACUGUGAUCUACUCCAACAGAUCUGCUAUGUUACAUAUGCAUAACAUGGCCCUCAACCGAGCCUACUUCUAUAGUUUUAUUUAUCAGAAAUUAAACAAUACAUAUGAUUUCCGUUACCAGCCAGGCAUAAUGUAUUACUACAUGUCCGCGGCAGCUGAUGUUUCUGCAAGUCCAGGCUUCCUGAACGCUUCUUCCUUGUUUUUUGACUUCAACUGCAGCUACCCGAACUGGUUUUCUACCUUACCUUUUAACAAUACCAUACCGUUUUAUGGACCGAGAGCAUGGAGAGCUGAUGAUUAUAACGAACCAACCAAUUUUCUGCGAGAGCCAACCAACAACACCGUGGACAUUCAUGAUUAUGGAGCAGGAAGAGAUUCCAACUACACAAACUCGGCCUACAAGACCAAUCCUUGGUAUUCCCUCUGGAUGCCAGAUAUAACAGGAGAAACAGACUCAUUGCGAAAGUUUACAUAUUCUGUUGGCAUAAAGUACUCAAAUACUACUGGACACUUCACCAAGGAUGAGUUUGAGGAUACAUCCUUUUUUGGCCCUCCUCAGCCAAGUCAGAGUGAUGGCGAUCAGUCCCUCCCAGUGCUGUUUACAGCCCCUUACUUUGACUGUGGAAGGUCCAACAAAUGGAUUGUAAGUGCCACUGCCCCAGUUGUGGAGUACUUCCCAAGAUAUUCCGCUUACAUCCAUCUUAGAAGACCAAGGUUUGUGGCUGUGUCAACAAUGGACACUGAAUUUGAACGGAUUGACAUGAACCAGUGUCCACUUGCUGAGGGGAACCCUCCGCCCAACUACUUUGCUGGAACAGACCGAUGCAAGAACACUACCAUGUGUGAGCCAAUCAGUGGCUACGGCUUCAAGCGGGGAGGCUACCAGUGUGUGUGUCAACCCGGGUACUACUACCCCUGGUUCCACGAUGGACCCUUCCUUGGAUGGGAGAUUGAGGAGGCCACUCGAGAAGAGUAUGAAGUGGGCUUUGACUGCCUAGCUGUAGAGGAACGUCAAGUCAUCCCUAACGUGAUGCCAGAGUUUGUGGAGAGGAAGAAGAGAUCAGUUUUGUCAAAGAAAACUGAGUUUUUGGAGAUGUCCCUCACAAAAGCUCAGAGUCCCCGACCCAGUCCCCGACAGAAGCGCCACCUAGUUGCACGACUCAAGGACUACAAAGAGAAACUGUUGAGGGAGAAGAGACAUACGCUGGUCGCUCGCAUCAAGAGAGACACAUCGAGCAAGAUACAUCGGAACAAGCGAGAUGCUGUGGAUGAGGUAGCAGUGAUCCGCUUCGAUGACAUUCUGACAAGGAAGUAUCAAACCAAUGCUCAGAACUGCAAGUCCAAGCAGGCUCAUGAGCUGUUCCUUCCUGGAGAUGCUGGCCAUGGAGUAGAGAAGCUUUAUGAGGCUCAAGGUCGCACUGCACUCAGACUGGCACACUUCCUCAGCAACUUCCUGCAGAAUGUAGAUGAAUACGAAGAAUUUGGUAACCUCCGUGGUGACAGACGUCUGAAUGAAACUCAAAUCUUCUCUGAAGUUCUUGCCAAUGUAAUGAGUGACUUCAAGAUAAAGGCCAGUGGUGUCUUCUUUGACAGGUAUAAGUUCCGCAUGUCCCCACCCAUCAACAACACUGACCCCAGAUUUGUGGAUGGUAUAACACGGGAAUUCUUUGGACCCUAUGCCUACAAAAUAGAGUCAAAGGAUGAGGGUCUAGAUUAUUUCAAGGCAAUAGAUUUUGCUGGCUUUGAGGACUAUUACGUUGAUGCAUCCUGGUACAGGGACAUGAAAGCCAGAUGGGCAACCAAUCAGUAUGGUCUGAAGAAGUUCACAGCAAAGCCCAUGAUCAGAUCCAAUCCAGGGGGAACCAGUUCGAUCCGGUUUGAAUAUUACCCUCUGACCUAUCGAGCACCUCGCUAUGAAGAUGGAGAAUGGUUAAGACCACAAUUUAAGUGUGAUGACAUGCUCAAUGACUGGGUGGUCACCUACGUUGUGCCCUUCUUUGGGAAAAACAGUCUGAAGACAAAGAUUGAAUUCAAAGGUGUGGUCACUGUGGACGCCAAGCUUGAUUACCUGGACAUCAACCAGUGCCCCUCGGAGUUCCACAGUGCCAACUCCUUCAAGAACACAGCUCGUUGCCACUUUGAAAGUCAAUAUUGUGUGCCUCUCGAGGGGAAGAAGUUUACACGUGGUGGCUACAAAUGUGAGUGUCGUCAAGGUUACGAGUAUCCCUUCAACGACUUGGCCUGGUUCUUUGAUGGUCAGACCAUGGAGGAGGAAUGGAGGAAGUUGCAGGCUGGACAACUCAACAGAUAUGCUACACUGAAGUGCCGUAUAGCGGGAGCAUCAUCCGUGGCAGCAAGCAUGGUGAUGGUACUGGCCUCGGUUGUCACAGUGUGGACAACCACAUGACCUGGGACUGAAUACUGCACACUCAUAUGAGCAGCAGACCAAGUCCUGCAUCUUUGUUUUUUCCCAAAUGUGUUUUGGACAAAUUCUUCCCUGCUUACUGUAUCUGUUCUUAUUUACUGUUAACUUGCAGUUUUCUGUUGGAUCCUUCCUUCAGCAUUACACCCUACUCUUAGUGUAGCCCAAGAAUUCUGGGACCGCAUCUAGCCCAAUAGAAGCUCAGUCCUAUUCAGUGUUGGAUUUUAUGUGUUUUUAUAAAAGAUUUUAAGGGAUUGACUCCUCCCAAUGUAUUUAUGGAAAGUGCCUUUACUAUGCAUGGCCUAAGCUCUUGAGGAAACAUAUUCCCAAAUUGUACUGAAAUGGGGCUGUUUUUAGGUGAUAGGUAUGUAACAUUUUCUCAAAAGGAAAGGAGUUAUGUGGGACUGUGGAAGUUUUAGGUACUUGAUUUGCUUUGUUGAUAAUGUAUUUCAUUUUUUGGUGAAACUUUUUAUAUAUCUUAACUUUGAUACACAUUCUGAUUUUAAAACUUGUACAUAUGUUGAUUAUGUAUAAAAUGUUAUAUAUCUGAUACCCUGUACAUACAAAACAUGUGAUAAAGAUACCAUGCUCAUUUCAUGCAUGAUCAUGAACAGAUGAUACAAUGUUUCAUGAACCACUGAAUGAAAACAUAUCAGUCCAGUAGGACACCUUGUACAUUAACAUUGAUUGACACUGCACAGAUAUCACAUACCUAUAUAUUUUAGAUAUCAGUUUUAUACACUUGUAAGAUGUUUGAUGUACUGUACAGUAAAAUUUGUUUUUAAUUUCAUACAUUUAGUGUCAUGAAUGUUUCUGAAACAUUCACAUUAUGAAUAGAAGUGUUUGAAAUGUCUUUCCUUAAACUCCUAGUUACACAUUAAUUUUGGACAAUCUUAGAUGUCAACAUGAGAAACAGAUGAGUAAUGCACUUGUUUAGAUAUUUUUGUGAUGGAAGCAUAUAGCAAGCAACCUUUGUGAUUAAAAUCAUCUCUUACUA
This is a messenger RNA of Haliotis rubra (blacklip abalone), 3799 nucleotides long. RefSeq lists its product as uncharacterized. Lineage: Eukaryota; Metazoa; Mollusca; Gastropoda; Lepetellida; Haliotidae. The record is from RefSeq and is a predicted model, not a curated record. The transcript is spliced from 7 exons. The coding region runs from base 142 to 2787 and encodes 881 amino acids.